GUUACCUGACUAUUCAUUGAACCCAGUGUGAAAGGCCAGACGUAUGUACAUUCAAUCAUUUUUAUUUUAAGAUACAAACGGAGUAGCAUCGCUACACAAAUGGAUGCCAGUCUAUUCAAAUGUUUGGUUUUAGUGGGAGCAGUUUGUCGAGUGUAUUCCUAUGGUGAUGGUGCUCCACUUAAAGCUUGUGUGAAUUUAAUGCCACAACAUCAUGGAAUUGACGCACAACCACCAAAUUCACCGUACACCAUCAUGGUUUCGUCAACUACAUAUCAUCCCAGUCAACAAAUAAAAGUUGCAAUCACAGGAGGGGGUAAUCAUCGAGGUCUAUUAGUUCAAGCAAGGACAUCUAAUUCAAUAACACCAGUUGGAACCUUCUUUUCUCCAUCAGCCAACACCAAAACAACCAAAUGUAAUGCUACUGCAGAUUCCUGGACCCAUUCCUCUGACGCAGAAAAAAAUUCAUCAACCGUAACAUGGACAGCCCCCUCUACUGACAUGGGACAGAUUACUUUCAAGGCUACUAUUGCCAAGGAUAAAAAUCACUACUGGCUGAACCACGAAUCUGCAGCUAUAAGAUAUACGUCUGGGACUACCAAUAUCCAAUUCGGGGUUGAUUCAGUUUUAGCUGUCGUCAUCUCAGUCUUUUACUUGUGAUACAAUAAAACAACUGUUUGUAAUGUUCUAAAUAGAAAUCAGCCAAAUGUUCUUCUUUGCCACGUGUUAUCCUUUAAUUAUGCAGGAGCUAAAUCUGCCUAUUGCAGGUCUUUCUUUAGACCUGAAAUGUUAUAUAAAUUAUUAGUAAAAAAUUAUAUUUUUGAAAAAAAAAUCCAACUUAUGAGUGUUUUCUGUGUAAUUUGUUUGUAACUUGUCUAAUUUUUUCACAGAACUCAAAUACUGCCUUUAAUAAGAAAGAUUUUUUCAUGACAUGGCAGUAAAAAAUUAUAUUUUU
Patella vulgata (common limpet) is the source of this 952-nucleotide messenger RNA. RefSeq names its product putative defense protein 3. Bases 100 to 657 code for a protein of 185 amino acids. The record is from RefSeq and is a predicted model, not a curated record. Gene Ontology annotation, molecular function: oxidoreductase activity, acting on metal ions. Lineage: Eukaryota; Metazoa; Mollusca; Gastropoda; Patellidae. The transcript has 4 exons.